Podarcis muralis (Common wall lizard) is the source of this 3868-nucleotide messenger RNA. RefSeq names its product RNA pseudouridine synthase domain containing 2 (gene RPUSD2). The record is from RefSeq and is a predicted model, not a curated record. Lineage: Eukaryota; Metazoa; Chordata; Lepidosauria; Squamata; Lacertidae. Gene Ontology annotation, molecular function: pseudouridine synthase activity; RNA binding. Gene Ontology annotation, biological process: enzyme-directed rRNA pseudouridine synthesis.
GGCAGCGCCGAGGAGCCGUGUCGCCGCGACGCGCGGAUCAUGCGGCUGACACUGCUGCACUCGGAGCGGUACUCGCGGUCGCUCUUAGCCGAGCCGGGCGUCCGGCGCGGGUUGGCAGCCGCCGCGGCCUCGCUCUUGCCCGGCAGAAGCAUGGAGGAGAGCCAGGCGGGCGGCGAGCAGGGGAGCUCCCCUCCGCCCGUGAAGAGGCUCCGGCUGUGGACCGGGAAGGGGAAGGCGAAAGGGAAGCGGCCCGGGCCGGCCGAGGAAGGCGAGAAGCGCUACGUGCCGCCUCCCAAGAAGCGCAACCCCGGCGUCAGCUUCGGCCAGAGCCACUUCGCCGAGACCAGCUACUACUUCGAGGGCGGCCUCCGCAAAGUGCGGCCCUACUACUUCGACUUCCAGACCUACUGCAAGGGCCGCUGGGUGGGCGAGAGCCUCCUGCACGUCUUCGGCACCGAGUUCCGCGCCCAGCCCCUCGAGUACUACCGGGCCGCGGCCCAAGCGGGCCGCCUUCGGCUCAACGAGCAGCCCGUGCGGGACCUGGGCGUCAUCCUCAAGAAUAAUGACUUCAUCCGGAACACCGUACACCGCCAUGAACCUCCAGUCACAGCACAGGCUAUUGAGUUCCUGGAAGAAAAUGAUGAGGUUGUGGUUGUAGACAAACCUUCAUCCUUGCCUGUCCAUCCAUGUGGCAGAUUUCGGCACAACACUGUCAUUUUUAUUUUGGGUAAAGAGCACAACCUGAAGGAGUUGCACACUAUUCAUCGGUUGGAUCGCCUGACGUCAGGCGUCCUCAUGUUCGCAAAGUCUGCAGAAGUGUCCAAGAGGAUCGAUGAGCAAGUGCGACAGCGACAGCUGGAGAAGGAGUAUGUGUGCCGUGUACUUGGAGAAUUCCCAGAAAAUGAGGUGACGUGCGAAGAACCCAUCCUGGUUGUCUCUUACAAAGUCGGGGUGUGUCGAGUGGACCCCAAGGGUAAAGUCUGUAAAACGGUCUUCCGGAGGCUCAGCUACAAUGGCAAGACUAGUGUGGUGAAGUGUUUUCCUUACACUGGCCGCACCCAUCAGAUCCGUGUCCAUCUCCAGUUUUUGGGACACCCUAUUGUUAAUGACCCCAUCUACAACACCGAUGCCUGGGGUCCCAAAAAGGGCAAAGGUGGCCAUAUUAAUAAGACGGAUGAUGAGCUGCUUCGGGCUUUGGUGGAGGAGCAUCUUUCAAAACAGAGCUUGGGUAUCCUGGAUGUUGCUGAGGAAGAUUUGAAACCCAUUGUAGGAGACAGAGUGCAGGAGGCUGUGUUGGACACCGCUGUAAAUGUCAGUUCUGGCACUCGUGAGGAAUCUGCAGGUGGAGAAAAGAGCAGGAUAUCGGCAUGUUCUCAGAAUUCUGUUCCUCAGGCAGAGCUGCACAAGACGGAAAGUGGAGAAACUUGCUCAAAUGAGUCCUGGGACGAAAAGGACCCUCUCUGUGGAGAAUGCAAGAUAGUGAGGCCGGACCCAUCACCCAAAGAUCUAGUGAUGUAUCUCCAUGCUUUGCGCUACAAGGGAGCAGAAUUUGAAUAUUGCUCUAAGAUGCCAGCCUGGGCACAUGAUGACUGGGAAGAGACCUGAGACUUUUAAAAUACUCUGUAAAGACUGUGUGUUAGUGUGUGUGAGAAAGAAAUGGAAGCUUGCAUUCACAUUUUACAUAUUUAGAUGCACACUGAAUUGGUCAGUUCAUAUGUAAUAAUCCUGGCUUAGUAGAUGAUUUAUUAAGCUGGGAACAAGGGUCAGACCUGCAUGCUCCCUGUUCCCUUGUGGUUUCUUUAAACCAGUUUCCCAUUACAUCUGAAGUAGGGAACUGUGGGUUUACUACCCAGGACCUGAAAUCAUGGUUAGUAAACCAACCUUGAACAUGUUUUCUGCUUCAGCUAUAACAGGCAACUGUAAGAAACCAUGCUGAAAGUGCCAAACAGUAUUGGAAGAGGAGAGAACAGUCCCACUUAAAAAAGAAAAGAAAAAGCUGUGUCCAUGUUGAUCCAUUCUGUCCUAAGUAUACAGUGGGGGGGGUGAAGAUGCUUUUAAAUAGGCUUCCUUUUUAAGAUCUCUUCUCUGUGGCCAGUGACUUCAUUGCUAAUCCUGGUUCCUUUUCCAUGAAUGGGCCAAUGGGUUUGAAUGAGAGUACACUGCAGUGCUUGAGGCAACUGCCUUUAUAUCAAGAGGUGGGUAAUGACUAGACACUGGGCCAAAUAUGACCCAUAGUGUAUUCAGUCCAUGGCUGCCUCUGCCACAUUUCCAUGUUCUCCUUGCCCAGCACAGAAGCCAAACAGGUUGUCUAAGGAGGAAUAGCUCAGAGUGUCUAUCUCUCUGUGUGUAGUCAGUUGGGCCGUGUAGUGCUUAGGUUUGCAUCAGCAACUAGCACUUCAGCUUUCUUGCAGACACAGCUGGACCUUAUAAUUGCUGAAACCUUAUCAAGCAUCAUUAGGUCUGUGAAAAGCUGCAGAGAGAGUGCUUUGAAGCAGCAGCUUGGUUUGGGGUUUGUAAAUGGAUGCGGGUGAGGGGUGUGUGUGAAUGGGGUGAAUUGAGCAACAGCAGCCCCUGGCAUACAGCUCUGUAAAUGUUGCCCCUGAUGGAAUGCAUCCUUCUGCAGAAAAAAAAGGUUCAGCUCUGUUUUAUAAGAAGGAAUGUGAUGACAGAGCCUUUCAGAUGGUUGAAACUACUAAUCAAAUGUACAUCUGUGUAGGGUUGAAGCAGGGUGUUUAUAUGAGAACAGUUUAUUAUAUUCCUGUCUUCUUCCCCUUGGGCUUGAGAAACAAUGGAAAUGUCUUCAUUGUGUGGGAGGUGGGAAUGCUUUGCCUUGUCUAGGACCAAGUGUUCCCCUCCCUCUCUGAGAAUAGAGGGCUUUUACUUGCAUUUUCCUAAACACUGUCUGGUUAUUGCUCAUGAACUGCAGUCAUGAUUAUCUACCUAAGACAGUAGUACUAUAUAAGACAGUAGUACUAUAUUUUAAUAUCUAGUGGCCCUAUUUUAAGUUUUCGGAGCAACCAAUAUGACAAAAAUAAAGGAGGUUCCUAUCUAGGUGGCUUCUUGUAGAGAUUACAAGAAAAUAGUUUUACUAUUGAACUCCAUGUGUACAGUCUCAGCUUCCAGUGCACUCACAACUCUGCCCACCCAUCCCCUUCCUUUUGGUGAUCCUGUCAUCAGUUUUUCUAGCUUACUGCUGGGUUGAGCAGGAGUUUUGCACCUGCUAUGGUACACCUCUAAGGUCCAGGUGUCAACCCUGUUACCAUCCUACGGGGUCUGGAAUGUGAAACACUAUAAAUAGUAAAGAUGUUAUAAUUUGGAAUUCACUGGGAGUGCUUUUUUUAAAAAAAAAAGUUUAAAAUUGCUAUUACUGCAGAGCAACUCAUUUAAAUAUUGACGAGCCCAACCCUGUACUUAAGGCAGCCACUAUAUAUUGUAAUAAGCCACAUUUUAUUUGCCCAUGGUAGGCUUUAAAAUUGAUUUAUUCAAGCAUGCAGUGGACUUGCACCAUUGAGGUAAGUACAGAUUGUAAGGUCCGGCUGUCACGGUUUGGCAGUUUUUUCCACGAUGCAUGUUUCUAUACUCCAUGCUCAGUUUUACUGUGGCUGGCUUCCAUUCAGCUAAUCUGUUCCUUAAUGGUUCUGUGUUAACCAUCCCAAUAAAUUAACUGUACAAGGAGGCUCAUUAAACAGUUACAAAGAUAGUUAACCUGAGGAACAGAAUUGCCUUGAGGGAGCCCUUCGCCACCUACUUCAUUGCUUGAAAAAAUCUCUGUAAUGAAUAGAGCUCAUUCUGGUCUCUUCAAAGCAUUCAUCUGUGGUUAUAAAAUCAGGAGGAAGCGAACCAUUUGUAAUAAAAUACACACAUUAAA